Molecule: messenger RNA, 1107 nt
Organism: Physella acuta
Lineage: Eukaryota; Metazoa; Mollusca; Gastropoda; Physidae
Source: RefSeq, a predicted model, not a curated record
AACCUGAUAUCAGUAGAUAACGUUGUUAUGUAUAGUAUAUAAGAUCGGAGAAGUUCAUAUACGAUUUGAAAGUCCAGUUAAUGUAAGAUUUAAGUGUUGACAAUGUUGACAUGUGUGCUAUCUGCUGUUGCAUUCUUAGGAGCUGUUGUUACAGGAAUUCAUUUUCAAGCUUCCCCAAACAUCGUUGUUGUCGGGGUAACAAGGUAUCUUGAACUAAAAUGUGGGACAACUAGGGGAGAAGACUCCAGCAUUGAAAGUCUGAUCUCAAUAAUUAUUUCACGAACAGCUAACCCACAAGACACAACUUUCAAAGAGCUGGCGUCACUGACCAUGUUCACUCCAGAAGUUCAGAUAACGGAUGUAUCGGAAGUUAAUUUAAUAUCUUCAGGCAACAUUGACAACAACGGUGAGUCAUACAUCAGACUUGUUUGGGAAUUCCCAGGAGCCGAUAAAGCAGGGAAUUACAAAUGUGAUGUCAACGGAGUGGACCACAUUGGACACCCUAUUUAUUUUAAUUCGGCGGUUAUGAUAUCAUCCAGGCACCCUGAUGUUGAAACGGUUGCUGCACAAAUAAAAAAUCUGACACUACUCGUGGAAAACGUCAACAGUUAUAUGAAUCUCCUAAAGGAUGAAGAAAUUCUCUUGAAAGUCAGAAAAUGGGACGAACGAAUUGAAGCGGCGAAACAUUCAUUUUUUACAAUAUCUGAAGCUUAUGACGGCCGUAGGUAUUACCUGUCAAAACUAAAUCGCCUUCAGGUAGCUGAAGACGCCGAGGCAAUGUGUAAGCUGUUUGGGGGUUACCUGACUGAAGUAGAUUCAUUUCAAGAACACGAGUUCAUUAUUCAGUUUUUGACAAAGUUUGCUAGUGUUGGUUACUAUACUAUCCUAACUGGAGGUACAGACGAGGCCCAUGAAAAUGUAUGGAUAAAUAGACGCAACAACACACCAGUUGCGUACAUAAAAUGGGGGAUUCACCAACCGGAUGGAGCAACCACAUCAAACUGUUUAGUUCUCUAUUCUCCAAAUUGGUAUAUGGCAGAUUAUCCGUGCUCUCUUUUUGAGAAUUCUUUUUCUACGGGUUAUCUUUGUGAGAUUCCUGAUAAGUAA